AUGUCGGUUCUCAGAAGAGGAGAGCGAGGAGAGACACAGACGAGGAAAGGCCUUAAAGGCAUGGAACAAGGAAGAGAGGAGGAACCCGAAUCGCCCUCCUUCAGUUUAUUGUCGGGCAGUGAUAUAUUUGAUCUGAAAGUAUUGGACCGCACGAGCUUCCAGUCUUCCUCUGAUGAGGAAGGGUGGGGGGGGGUGCUUCGCCCGAUCAGCUGGAGGUCAAUCUAUGGAAACUCCCAGGAGGAAGAACCUGACGGCCGCAGUGCUGGAGCGACAUGCGGCGUGUGCCAAUGGGUGACAUGGAAGUUCGUUAGCAAUGAGGAUGCCAUUGACGUUUCUAGCUGGGGAGCGAAAGACUAUGUUGCGGAUUCUUACUCGCGAUUUUGGGAGAUCGCUUGUUCCUCGAGAAGCGCGAUUCUCUUGGGCCCGCUUGCUAGGGAACGGGUCGGUCCAAGGGUGCGACUACGUUUGACUGGUCAAGAGACUCGCCUGAACACGGUGCCGACAGACUGGCGGUCACAGCUGCACGAGUUCGAUGCACCCCAGAGGCGCUGCACAAACACAGCGAAAGCGAACGACUCCACAAUACAAUACAACUGGUCUACUGGUUACGGCGUACCCGCCUUGUACGUCGUAUGGCCCGUCGCCAAAUCCCGGGGACGUCACCGAAGGAAAAAGUACACAGGGAGCAUCGAACGGUGGAACGCUGUGGGCCGGGGUCCCUUGGGCAGCAUUGGUAACGGAGAGUGUUAUUCGUCCCAGCCAUCGUGA
This is a messenger RNA of Sodiomyces alkalinus F11, 768 nucleotides long. RefSeq lists its product as hypothetical. Lineage: Eukaryota; Fungi; Ascomycota; Sordariomycetes; Glomerellales; Plectosphaerellaceae. The transcript has 10 exons. The coding region runs from base 1 to 768 and encodes 255 amino acids. The record is from RefSeq and is a predicted model, not a curated record.